This is a messenger RNA of Trichoderma atroviride IMI 206040, 1278 nucleotides long. RefSeq lists its product as uncharacterized. The record is from RefSeq and is a predicted model, not a curated record. Gene Ontology annotation, molecular function: tRNA-specific adenosine-34 deaminase activity. NCBI's taxonomy places the organism in Eukaryota, Fungi, Ascomycota, Sordariomycetes, Hypocreales, Hypocreaceae. Gene Ontology annotation, cellular component: nucleus; cytoplasm.
AUGGCUGUUGAAAUAGAUGAUUUCUUUGACGAGCCGGCCAACGAGAAACUUGAGAAUUCAAAUGGCAAAGAUGUCCGUUUGGGGAGGCUUGCUUUGCCUAACCCCAUAAUCGACGACCUCAGAGAUCAAAAUCUCCCUCUGGGUGUUCUGAUUCCUCUCAAAACGGACCAGGAAGUUUAUCAGGAUCACUACAUUUCUCAUGCGUACAUCACUCGAGUCCCGACCAAGUCUGCCAAUAACUUUGUCACACUCUUACGCGACUUGAGCAAUGCCGGUAAUGCUAAUACCUUACCGCAUCUGCGACGAUGUGCAAAGCCAGCGGACCUCCCGGCUCACCUAAAGACACAGCUGAUGAAUGACACACCAACUGGUCGGCAAAUCCACACUUCGAAAUCGACCUGGAUUUACGUCGUGGUAGGAGAGUCCAAAGACUUUUCCCGCGUUGAGCUUCUUGAGCUGCUUUCUGAAGUAGAAGGAGUUGAGAAGGAGCCGUUCUUGAGCAUCAUUCCUGUCCCAAUGAUGGCACCGACAUCUCAAAUCCAGGCCGCUAUGUGGAGUGCACAGUUUUGGCCGACAGUCUACCGUAAGAACAACCCGCUGGGUCCUCAUCCGGGAAUGUUCGCCCGUGGCACAGAAGACAUUAAGAAUGACGCACCAAUUUGGAUCGCACUGGCACAUCGCGUUGCUCUUCAGGCCAAGGAAGCGGGUAUUGGAGAAGCUAUGGGGGCUGUGAUUGUUCAAAGAAAUGAAAAGGGCGCAGAGCUUGUUGGGCUUGCUGGAGAUGCGAGACAUUAUCAACAGAAUGGAUUCGGUUUCGAAAAUAACCCAAUGUCGCACUGUGUGCUGCGUGCUAUGAGCAUGGUGGCUCAGAAACUCGUCCGGUACGAGCGAGCGGUUGCUGAUCAGCCAAUGGAGCGCCCCAUCUUGGAAUUCGACGCCUUCCAGGACACACCUAUGCUUGAGCUGGAAAAAGAGUGCUUCGAGCAAGAGCACCCAAACAAAGAUGGUUACCUGUGUCACGGACUGGAGCUCUAUUCCACCCAUGAGCCAUGCGUUGCGUGCUCCAUGGCUGUCCUGCACUCUCGCAUGGGCAAGGCAGUGUUCUGUUGCCAUAUGCCUCGAACGGGCGGCCUGAGCGCAGAUGAUCGUCCUGAUGGAGGUGGACGAGGAUUGGGUCUUUUCUGGAGACGCGAGCUCAACUGGAGCUUGCUGGCUUGGGAGUGGGAAGGUGACGGUGUACCUGACCUCCCCCUUGUCGACCCAACCACUCACGUUUAG